This is a messenger RNA of Nematolebias whitei (Rio pearlfish), 2477 nucleotides long. RefSeq names its product SLIT-ROBO Rho GTPase-activating protein 3. The record is from RefSeq and is a predicted model, not a curated record. Gene Ontology annotation, cellular component: cytoplasm. Gene Ontology annotation, biological process: signal transduction; negative regulation of cell migration. Lineage: Eukaryota; Metazoa; Chordata; Actinopteri; Cyprinodontiformes; Rivulidae.
AGGGGAUCAUUAAGCACUUUUUUCCCCCUUUUUUAAAGAAACGACGUCUCCUUUAAACCUCUGCAGCGACGUCGCAGGACUCCAGGCUCUGAAGUUGUGUCGAGCCCGGGCGAUGGUUUCCAUCUGAUCGCUGCUCGGUCAGCUGGACCGACCGAAGACUGCGCGCUCGUCACCGCUGCUCUGUGGCCACCGACACGUUGAUUCCUGCCGGAGGACCGAUUGCACAAUCCGUGGCUGGCCCCCAAACAUGUCAUCUCAGGCCAAAGUCAAGAAGGACAAAGAGAUUAUUGCCGACUAUGAGACCCAAGUGAAAGAAAUUCGCAAUCAGCUGGUGGAGCAGUUCCGCUGUCUGGAGCAACAGUCCGAGUCCCGGCUGCAGCUGCUGCAGGACCUGCAGGAAUUCUUCCGCCGGAAGGCCGAGCUCCAGCUCGAGUAUUCCAGAGGCCUGGAUAAACUGACCGAGCGCUUCUCCGCCAAGAUCCGCACCUCCAGAGAGCACCAACAUUUCAAAAAAGACCAAAAUCUCGUUUCCACUGUGAACUGCUGGUAUUUGGUGCUGGACCAGACCCGACGGGAAAGCAGAGACCACGCCACUCUCAGCGACAUCUACAACAACAACGUCAUUGUCCGGUUGGCGCACGUAGGCGAGGAUGUCAUCAGACUUUUCAAAAAGAGUAAAGAUAUCGGGGUGCAGAUGCAUGAAGAGUUGGUGAAAGUCACCAAUGAACUUUACACAGUAAUGAAGACGUACCAUAUGUACCACAGCGAGAGUCUCAGUGCCGAGAGCAAGCUGAAGGAGGCAGAGAAACAGGAAGAGAAGCACAUUGGGAAGAAUAAUGACAUCGGUGUUGGCCUGCUGCGUUACGGUCACGAUGAGCGUCCGCAGCGCCGCAGCUCUGUAAAGAAAAUGGAAAAAAUGAAGGAAAAGAGACAAGCCAAGUACUUUGAAAACAAGCUAAAGUGCACAAAAGCCCGGAACGACUAUCUUCUCAAUCUGGCAGCGACCAACGCUCUAGUGGCCAAAUACUACAUCCACGAUGUCUCAGACAUGAUCGAUUGCUGUGAUUUAGGAUACCACGCAAGCCUGGCACGCACCAUGAGGACCUAUCUGUCCGCAGAAUACAGCCUGGAAACAUCUCGCCAUGAGGGUCUGGAUGUACUGGAGGGAGCCGUAGAUGCCAUGGACAUUAGAGGAGACAAGUUGAAGUUUAUGGACAUGCACAGCCAGAUUUUUUGUCCUCCAUCACGCUUUGACUAUCAGCAACACAUGGGAGAUGAGGUGUGCCAGGUAAGCGCACAGCAGCCAAUCCAGACAGAGCUCUUGAUGCGUCACCACCAGCUGCAGUCUCGCCUCGCCACACUGAAAAUAGAAAACGAAGAGGUAAAGAAGACGCUUGACGCCACCAUGCAGACCCUUCAGGACAUGCUCACCGUGGAGGAUUUUGAUGUUUCCGAGGCCUUCCAGCACAGCCAGUCAACGGAGUCGGUCAAAUCAGCUUCAUCUGACUCCUACAUGAGCAAGGCUAACAUCGCUAAAAGGCGAGCAAAUCAGCAAGAAACUGAGGGCUUCUACUUUACUAAAUACAAGGAGUAUUUGAACGGCAGCAAUCUGAUUGUGAAACUGCAGGCUAAACAUGACCUCCUGAAACAGACAUUAGGAGAAGGGGAGAGGGCUGAAUAUGGAACAACAAGGCCCCCCACUCUUCCCCCUAAACCCCAGAGAAUGAGGAAGUGUAGACCUCGCUCCACUUUUAACCAUAAGCUGUUUAACGGCAAUAUGGAGGCCUUCAUUCAGGAGUCGGGGCAGUCUAUACCCGUGGUGGUUGAGAGCUGUAUUCGAUAUAUCAAUUUAUAUGGUCUGCAGCAGCAAGGUAUAUUUCGGGUUCCAGGAUCUCAGGUCGAAGUGAACGAUAUUAAAAACGCAUUUGAACGAGGAGAAGAUCCGCUGGUCGACGAUCAGUCGGAUCAUGACAUCAACUCUGUUGCUGGCGUUCUCAAGCUCUACUUCCGCGGGCUGGAAAACCCGCUGUUCCCCAAAGAGCGUUUCCUCGACUUUAUAUCCACCACUAAAUUUGACUCUGGUGCGGAGAGAGCUCAUCAUCUUCAGCAGAUCAUCGUGACUCUUCAGAGGACCGUGAUCGUCGUCAUGAGAUACCUGUUUGCAUUCCUAAACCACCUUUCUCAGUACAGCGAUGAGAACAUGAUGGACCCUUACAACUUGGCUAUCUGCUUUGGCCCCACGCUGAUGCCCAUACCAGACGACCAGGAUCCAGUGUCCUGCCAGGCACACGUUAACGAGGUCAUUAAGACAGUCAUCAUGCACAAUGAGGCCAUCUUUCCGAGCCAGCGAGAGUUGGAAGGACCUGUUUAUGAGAAGUGCAUGGCAGGAGGUGAAGAGUACUGUGAAAGUCCUCACAGUGAGCCGGGGGCUCUCGAUGACAUCGACAACGGAACCGGACCAAACACGAGUGAUGAAG